AUGGCUGAAUUUAUAAUUAAUUAUGCCAGACAAAGAAAUUAUAAGGAAAGAAGGUCUCCAAUAGGUGAUGAUUUUCGUCGUUUGUACCGGUUUAGUGAAGAAGGUGUGCGAUUGUUAACGGAGGAAUUUUUGGGCCCGAGCUCAGAAACGCGUGGUGGUGCUCUCACAAAUGAAGAAAAAAUAAGAACAUUUCUGCGAUACAUAGGAGACCCGGGGUUCCAAAUUGGAGUUGGUGAAGACGUUGGAGUUCAUCAAUCUACGGUCUCUAGAGUGGUGCAGCGAGUUUCUGCAGAAACUGCAAGCCAGGCCAAGAAUUGGAUUAUAUUCCCACAUACUGUGGAAGAAAUACUAGAAGCGCAAAGGUUAUGGAGCUCGAAGUACGAGUUUCCUUAUGCAAUUGGUGCUUUAGAUUACACUCAUGUCCGAAUAAGGAAACCUUUAACCUAUCAUGAGGAGGAUACUACUCCAUUAAUGUUCAAGCUUCAUGCAAUGCGGAAGAAAAGUUUACAAGUGUUGACGUUUGCUGGCCAGGAUCCUCACAUCAAUAAUAAUAACUCAUCAGGAAUACUUCUCGGUGAUGAAGGUUAUGGCAUUACUCCAUGUUUAAUGACCCCGUUUAAAGAAACGAAUAAUGACAUCAAACGUAAUUUUAAUUCUGUUUUGACAAAAGAAAGAGUUAUUAUAGAGAGAUGCUUUGGACAAAUCAAACAGAGAUUUCCUAUUUUGCAAUAUAAAGUUCGAGUGAAGCAAGAAACCAUUCCAAAUUUAAUAGCUUCUUGUUUUAUUUUGCAUAACUUCGCUAAGUAUUUACACGAAGACGAAAUUGUUGAUGAAAGCAAUCAAAUCAUUCCAACUAACGAUGCCACUGAAGGUCAAAUCCUUCCGACUGCAGCCCGUAUUAGAAACACCGGACAACAACAUAUAUCAUUUUCACUUUCAGACGACAUUUUUUUUCACUCGCCUUACAUGAAGAAGAAUCAUAACUAA
Messenger RNA from Eupeodes corollae, 987 nucleotides. RefSeq lists its product as uncharacterized. The coding region runs from base 1 to 987 and encodes 328 amino acids. Lineage: Eukaryota; Metazoa; Arthropoda; Insecta; Diptera; Syrphidae. The transcript is spliced from 2 exons. The record is from RefSeq and is a predicted model, not a curated record.